Messenger RNA from Rodentolepis nana, 4608 nucleotides. Lineage: Eukaryota; Metazoa; Platyhelminthes; Cestoda; Cyclophyllidea; Hymenolepididae. The record is from the annotation of a GenBank genome assembly.
AUGGCACAAAAAUUACUAACGCCAUUCAAAAAGCUGCCCCAGCAGAUUCAAAAUCUGCCCUUUCUUUCCAAAUUGCAAGAUUUGACGACUGGAAGACAAUCAGGAUCUCCUGAUUCUCAUUGCGCUUCUGUAUAUGGGAUCAUGGAACAACCUGUUGCCUUAGCAUACGACCAAGAUUUGUGUCUUAUUGCAGUUGCCUAUGCUAAUGGACACAUUGAAGUUUAUGGAAUGCCUGGACUUUCUUUCCCGGUUGAUUCCGCGAUCUCGGGAAUAAAAUUCAUGGAGUUUCUGCGUAAUGAAGGGCGUCUUUUGUUGGCUACUUCUUCAUGCCUCAUCAUUCUUGAAUUGAACGCUUCCUCUGGUCACUGGGAGAAGAAGCAUUCUGUUCAUUUCUCUUUUGAAUCUGAAGAGGUGAUCACAGCAUGGGCAAUUGGCAAUGGGGUAGUGUAUGUUGGUUCAUCCACUGGUACGCUAAGACAAGUGGCUGUAGAGAAUGGAAACAUGACUGUUGGUGACGAUGAUUUGACUUCUCUUCCUGCUCUUCUCGUCCUGAACAAAUUGCCUGAGGACAAACGCGAGAGUUUGAAGUUGAAUACUGCGGUCGUGUCAAUUGAACUUCAUCCACAGAGUGGGGAAUUGCUUCUUGGAUACGCCGGUGGUACGGCAAUUGUUGCUCAGCCUCAACCCAUACCUGUUGCUAUGACGUAUACCGAAGAGAACAUUCAAGCGGAGUCUUCUGAGAAGCCAGAGGAGACUGAGUCGGAGAAGAAGUCAUUAGAUGAAAUCGAUGUCCCCGCUGAGUCUACUGCUCAGGAAGUAACAAAACAAGAUAAUAAGGAGGAAGCUCCACCUGUAUUACCAGCUACACAUUCAUUGAAAAAAAGCAAGACCACUGAACGUCAUGUUGCUGCUAAUCUGCAUUCUAUUCGCGCCCAAGCUACUGAGAAAUUCCGAAAUUUCUCAAAGACAAUCAAGAGCAAGAUUGAUAAUACGCUGAAUGAGGAGAAACCUACACUUCCAAUUCUCCCUGUACCUCCGAGCCCACUUGUCACUCGUAUUCUGCCUUAUACACAGGCUCUGUGUUGUGCUACAUGGAGGAUUGUUCCAUCUAUACUAGCCUCUGAAAGUGCUCCGAGCGCCUCCCUGGAAGCACUUGUUGCCUAUGAUGAUGGCGCAUAUCUGACUUGGACUAUUUCCAAGUUAGAAUCAGAGGUCGAGGAACCUCUCAUUGUUGUCAACCAGGAAGUAGCUAGUGUACCCUAUGGUCCUCUUCCUUGCUCUGCUAUUCAACGUAUUGUUGCUAGACCAUCAGUCAACGGUGGAGUUAUAACUGCUUUUGUUGGAGGUCUACCGAGGGCCCAACAUGGUGAAAAACACACCAUCAGUGUGCUUGGAGGCGUUGAAGAGCAUGUUUGCUUCCAAUUCGGUUCAGCUGUCCGUGACUUUGUCAUUCUACCUAGUAAAUCCCAGUGCAAGUGCCAUCAAGACAGCCCCAACGCUAAUAAGGAACUGAUUCAUAAAGAACUCACCUUAUUAGAGCAAUGUUUUCUUCCAGCAGAAGCUGAAGAACUGGCCGAUAAGGAGAAAAGUGAAGAAAUGGAGAUCAAACAUCCAGUCGAACCACCAAAACCCACUGAAGCUGGUUACCUCCUUGUUCUUACUGAUCGUGAACUUGUUGCUAUUGAUUUGACUCAAACGUCAUGGCCCGUCAUCCCUUCGCCAUACCUCAAGCACCUUGACUGCACUGAAAUUAGCGCUGUUGAUCACAUAUCUAUUCCAGAUCAACUCAUGCUUCGUCUUAAAGAGGCUUCGGGGGCUAAAGGAUUCGAACACUGGCCAGUUAUUGGAGGUCAAAUGAGUGGUGGGUCUUGUGCUGCUGUGGUUCAACACAAUGCAUACCAUGAUCUUGUGGCUAUUGCACAUGCUAAUGCUGAUGUCUCACUCUGGCAUGUUGCUCGUGGUGACUGCUUGGAAUUCCUUGGGCGUGUUUCCACUCUAGAUAUGAUGGCAGAUGCUGGUGAAAUCGGUUUUCUUGCUGAACAAAAGACUGAGGAAGAAGCCUGGCCGCCGUUCAGAAAAGUCGGGGACUGUGCUUGUGAGCUACCGGCUGAAGGUUCUCUGGAUGCUCGUUGUGCAAUCCACAGUCUCUCCCUUCAUUUGGUCGAUGAUGAACUAGUCAUGUUGGUUGGUGGUGGCGCUGGAAACUUUUCACUGUGGUCUACAGCUGGACAAAAGUUCUUCGAACCGGACACUUGCAAGAUUUCUGUUGAUCUCCUAGAUGGAAAAACUGACAAAUUUACUUGGGAAGGUCCAUCAGCAUUCCGACCUGUUGAAGGUUCUUUCACUCUACGUCCCACUUCAACACCAGCCUUCCAUCUCUUUGAGUUGGUUCAAUUCUAUCCACCAUCGGCCAUAACUGCUGCAGCCUAUGAACCAAAAUGGGAAGCCUUGGCAAUUGGUUCUGCCCAUGGAUUCGCUCUCAUUGAUCUCAAAACUCACACGGUAGUCCACAAAUUGCUAACCCAUGGUCUACACAUUGAGGCGGAACCCUUUGUUGCAUCUGUUACUCGUGAAGCCGCUACUAAGAUUGUGGCCAGUGGACGUCAAUUGAAGGCAACUCUACGCGAGUCGUUCCGCAAGAUUCGAAAGAUCCGGCCUCAAGUUUCAGCACCAGCUUCCUCUACAGAGGCCGCUAAAGGUGAUGAUGAGGUCAAGAGAGCAGCAGAAGGUGUUGUUGAUGAAGCUCUUGCGGCUGUGGCAAAAGAGGAAGCUACGCAUGCAGGAGAAAGUGGCACUGAAAUUGUUAAUGAAGCUACUGGGGACCACCCAGUGGGCACAUCAAAACCCUCCGUGACGAUAGCUGAAAAUGAAGUCGAAACUCUAUUACCACAUCAAUUCAAACCCACCGACAGCAAGUCAGGCGUCUCAGCACUGGCCCUCGUUGACACAUAUGUUGUUCCAGGCAUUGCAGCUUCUCCUAAAGACAACCGACCGGCCUUCAAGCCACCUCGUACUGCUACCCUCAUUAUUGGCACUCAGGAGGGUAGUUUGAUCACUCACACCCUCACUUGGCCAGCUGAUAAUGGAUCCAUUGAAGUUAAUAUGGUCAAGGAAGUUAACUUCCAACACGGUGCCCCCAUUAUCUCAAUUUCUGCUCUUGAUAGUAAAGAACACUACUCGCCUGUGUUUACUAACAGGACUCGCUCUGCUGCCGAAGAAAUUCCCAAGCCGCCAGAGCCAGUCAAGCCAAGGGAAGAAAAAUCAACAGGAGAGGUGACAGAAAAGCCGCCUGUGGAAGGUGAAGAGCCUGCCGUCACAACUUCCGCGCCUGUAGCACCACAAGGGAACACCGAGGCGGUUGCUGAGGGAAAUGAAAGAAAAGAAUCAUUGGCGGCCAAGUCAGUUGUUAGUCACGAAUUGCUUAUCUGCACUGCUGAGCAAGUUCGCAUACUUUCACUGCCCUCACUGAAGACCAGGAACAAGUACCACUUCUGGGAUAAGACUAAUGCUGUUAUGCACGGAACAUUGAAGCCCAAGUCGUUGCUAUACCGUAGGAAGUCAGAAUUUGCCUCAUCUACUACUUCAAAUACUGCCGCUACAUCAGUAGAGGUGGCUCCACUUACAACUACGGCCUCUACUGCUUGUCAAGAGAAUGUUGAUGCCAAAGAAGCCGAGCACGUAACAGACGAGGCGCCAGUUGUAAGCCCAGAGGAAGAUAUUGUUGAACCAGGAGAAAAACAAGAAGAAACUGCUGUGUCCUUGUCUACAUCAGAAAAAUCACACGCUCACUCCCUCCGACGCGUUGUCUCGUUCGGUCUUCAAAAGAUCCCCACAGGAGUUACUGAAACUGAAGAAUAUCACGCCGUAGUGGGCUUGAAGAACGGCCGUCUUCACGUUCUCACUAUUCCCGGUCUUCGCAGAAUUUUGAAAGCUACCUGUUGUGAACACCCACCUUGUCACAGUGGCAAGUCCAUGCCCACUCAAGGCAUCACUAAUGCCUGUGUAUCAAACUCUGCCAACUUAUCUUUCUGGCCAGUUGGUGGUUGUGUUCUGUUGGCUAAUGAGAUCUCCUACACAACGCCACAACGACUUAUAUCUCCAGUCUGUGUUCAUGGUCUCAAGUUAACCGAGGGAGAUGCGACGUACUGCGUGUGUUUGCCGGAGUGGGCUAGACCGAAACCUCCAUCAGCACCGACUAAUGCGAACUCUGCUCUCUCUGCCGCAGAUACUGCAAAUGUGGAUUCUAAUGCUAAAAUUGAUGCACACGACGAAACGAAAAAGAUGGAGACGGAGGAUGCGGUUAACGAUUCCAUCAAGGACGAAUUGAAGGGAACCAUCGUCCCCGAUCUUAAAGAUUCAGCUGACACUGCCAAAGAAGUCACUGAUUUCACAAAUGACAUUACGAAGGGAAUCAUUGCGGAUGGGAAUGGGACAGUGACUGUGAAGACAACUGAAAGCUCUUUGGAGAAACAUACUGUCAUUGAAGGUGGCAAUGUUAUGACAACCGUCCAUGAGACCGAGCGUAUCGAUGGUGAGGUUGUCAAGGAUGACAUUGUUCAAGUGAAAUCUGAUGUUGAUGAUAGUUCGGCCACCAAGCAUGAAGGUUAG